AAAUUAGCCCUUUAACAGAAGACAGGACUGGCUCUGGAAUUUCAUGUCCAGUGAGCAAAAUAAUUCUUUAGAGAGUCUCACUCCAACUUCUGCCUUUCCAGGUUUGGGAGAGUAAUCCACAGAUUUAUAUGACAUUCGAAAAAUAUGAUACUAAAAGAUCAAACAACAAUGUCUCUGGUAGAUGUUACAAAGAUGUUUUCAAUGCUUCAAGCUAAAGAAGAAGAACAAGGCAAUGAGGAAAGCCAAUUGCUUUUUCAAGCAGUAUCAAAUGAUGACCACAAGCUGCUUGCUGAACUCCUGUCUCAAGAAAAAUACAAGAAAUUCAUUAACAGACGAAGUGGCUGGGGUAUCCCUGGAACCCCUCUUCGUCUGGCAGCUUGUGAGGGCCACUUGAAAUGUUUAGAAGUGCUUCUCAGCUUUGGAGCAGAAGUAGAUAGUUUAGAUGUGAAAGCACAGACUCCACUCUUCAUCGCUGUUCGAGGUGGACAUUUAGAGUGUGUUCAAGCAUUGCUUGCAGCAGGGGCCGAUCCCAAUGGAAGCAUACACAAUGGCUGUUCUCCAUUGCUAAAUGCUGCAAGGCAAGGAAAUGUGGAGAUAAUAAAAGAACUGCUAAAUCAUGAUGCAGAAAUCAAUGUCAGGCAGAAACUUGCUGGCUGGGCCAGGAAUCCCGCAAUAUGCAGUGGACCACUUUAUCUCUCAGCUAUUUAUAGACAACUAGAGUGCUUUAAAAUCCUACUUGUGUAUGGAGCAGACCCGGAUUAUAACUGCAUAGAUGAGGAAGUACUGGCAAGGCUUAAUCAUCCUAAAACUGUGCUGGACUCCUGCUUAAAACAUGGCUGUGGCACAGAGUAUAUUAAGCUACUCAUUGACUUUGGAGCCAAUGUCUACCUCCCAACUUUUGUCGUGGAUCACACUGUGAAAUGUGAGGCGAUGGAUCUUGUAAAUCAUGAAAGAGCUCAUCCCAAAAUGCUGAUGUCUCAGUGCAGACUGGUGAUAAGAAAAUCGUUAUUGCAAGCCAAGGAACUACAAUCAAUAGAUCGAUUAGAUAUACCUGCCAUACUGAAGGACUACCUCAAACACGAAACUGUUGUGCAAAUUUCAGCAGUAUGACAGCUUGUAUGAAGAGAGAUGGCAAAACACGGAAAGGAGUCUUCAGUUUGCACACUUCAUGAAAAUUAUUGUGCACAAUUCUAGUGUUUGUAAAGCAAACAAUAAUACAUAUGCUGUUUACUCAGUCUGUGGCUUGAUACUGUGGGAUUGCAUAGUGGAAUAAAGUAGAUACUAUUAAUAUCAGA
Molecule: messenger RNA, 1295 nt
Organism: Protopterus annectens (West African lungfish)
Lineage: Eukaryota; Metazoa; Chordata; Ceratodontiformes; Protopteridae
Gene: ASB12
Product: ankyrin repeat and SOCS box containing 12
Exons: 3
Coding region: 145-1110 (321 amino acids)
Biological process (GO): intracellular signal transduction; regulation of barbed-end actin filament capping
Cellular component (GO): cytoplasm; nucleus
Molecular function (GO): protein binding
Source: RefSeq, a predicted model, not a curated record